Molecule: messenger RNA, 936 nt
Organism: Octopus bimaculoides (California two-spot octopus)
Lineage: Eukaryota; Metazoa; Mollusca; Cephalopoda; Octopoda; Octopodidae
Product: transmembrane protein 263
Source: RefSeq, a predicted model, not a curated record
AUUGGUUUCAGACGUCAGCGACUAACAACAUGGCAAAAUAAACAACGUGGCAGCUGUAUUCCUUUCUCACCUCUUCAUCUUGUAGCUGUUAUUAUUUCAUCACCAUCCCUCGCUACGUUAUCAUUAUAUCGUCUCGUAAUUUUCGCUUUUAAUCUGGACGAUUUAUGAUUGAUAAAGAGUACUAAUACGAAUUCCAUUCAUUUUGUUUGUGUAUGUGUGUGGCCAGGGGAACGAGAAAAAUAUAAUUUACAAAACUAUAAGCGAGUCCCUCCCGCCCCCUCUUUAAAAAAAGUCAAUGUGUCAGUGACAGAAUUUCGGAUAUACAUUGAUAGGUAUAUAUAUAGAGAGAGGGGGAUAGAUAUAUAAUCAUAUUUUGUUGUUUAGCGUGUAUGCUUACUCAGUUGAGCACCAGCGGAAUCCAGGAGGAGGGACAUAUAGGCAGACAUCUGAAGAAACCAAUUUCUACUGGUACUUUUUGUCUUCCUUCAAGACACAAGAAAAUCUCAAGCAAAACAAAGAAAACCUAAAUCUAACCAGGUAGCCGUGCAGUUCCGAUACCGAAACAUUGUUGACGUGCUACAUUAAAACGUCACGAUGUCUCGCCUAUACCAAAGUGUUAAAGCCUGUAUUUACAAGGAAUCACCAGAAGCAGUUGACACAAGAUCAAAUACAAAUAGUGAAACAAACAUCCAAGGAACCAACGCCAGUAAAAAGGCAGAUGUAGAAAAUGAUCCAAGCAAACAACCCAGUAUGAUCUGGCGGGUUUCAAGUGGUUUGUAUAGUACAGCAACUGGUGCAGCAACAGGAGCUGUGAGCCUUGGUGUUGGAAGUGUAAAGUGGGUGGCAGGGAAAGGAUAUGAUGUCGGCCAUGCCGUCGUAACCAGAGUGCCAAUACCAGGUGUAUCAAGAUGGAAAACCAAAGACAAGAGUGAAUAA